This is a messenger RNA of Amphiprion ocellaris (clown anemonefish), 4043 nucleotides long. RefSeq names its product beta-1,4-galactosyltransferase 1-like. Gene Ontology annotation, molecular function: cytoskeletal protein binding; beta-N-acetylglucosaminylglycopeptide beta-1,4-galactosyltransferase activity. The record is from RefSeq and is a predicted model, not a curated record. NCBI's taxonomy places the organism in Eukaryota, Metazoa, Chordata, Actinopteri, Pomacentridae. The transcript has 2 exons. Gene Ontology annotation, biological process: protein N-linked glycosylation; carbohydrate metabolic process. The coding region runs from base 868 to 1938 and encodes 356 amino acids.
GUAGGAGAGUUAUCAGUGACGUUGUAGGGGGGAAGUUUACUGGAGGUGGAAAUACCCUCAGUUUUGUUUCACAUAGCAACGGACAGUCUAUCACGCUGGCUGAAUUGUUUAAAAGGUUUUGCCUUCCUAGGACAAAUAUCAGAAGAAUACAGGCAGCAGACAGAAUCAUAUGGACAUCUAUGCAUUUCAUGGAGCAGGCGUGGGCAAGUCUUAGUUCCUGGAACACAAGGAUCACACACAAUAUACACACAAGGAUCCUGUUUGAGGACGCCUUUCUUGGCUGACAGCUCCUUCUGGGUUGUUUGGGAACUUCUUAAAGAGUUGGAAGGAAGCUGCCGGUUUGCCAGGUUUGACACGACACCAUCUACCACACACCAGUAGAGGGUCUAGUGUGACUACAUAUUUGAAUUACUUUUUAUUUGUGGUAAUACAAUUGUUAGUGUAUUAUUUUUAUUUCAUUUUUUAAAAUGAAUUCUUUAGUAUACUAAAUAAGCAACUUUCAAUUUAAUACAUGACCUUUUUGCUUAGUCUAAAAGCUCUUGGAAGUCAGAUACACAAUAAAUGAGUUCAUACAAGGAACUGAAAGCAGUGUUGUUGACAUACUCAGAUCCACAGUAAUCCACCUUGAACUGAACCUCUCACUACAUUCUCACACUGAACAUGAAAGAAAUGGCACAAUAGUGAUUAAUUAUUAACCACAGGUGUGAGGCCCAUCCUGAUCAGCUGACUUGAACAAAAGAAGCUGUUCAAAGAAAAUAAAAAACGAUCUGGUGGCUCUUUUGUUGGGAACACCUUUGACUUGCAAAGAGAAAUGCAGGCAGCAGAGCUCUGCUGAGUACACAACACUCAACAUUGAGGACAGCAAAAAUGAUGAGAAAACUCUUCAACUUCCUGGCAGCUUUUCUUCUCCUCAGUCUGGCGUCUUUUGCUGGGGUUUUACUCUACAGCAAAGACAGCUUGUUGACUUUUUUAACAAGGCCAUAUCCUGUGGCAAAUGGAAACUACACAUUUUCCUGGAGGAUUAAAGAUGUUCAGCAACUGUGGGUAAAGGGGUCUGAAGACCCAAAAGUCAGCCAAGAAAUGACACAUAUAGCGGCCCCUACGAACAAGACUUUGGGACCCUGUACUGACCCCCCUCCAAAGCUUGUGGGACCUCUCCAAGUGGAGUUUAACUUUAAACUGACUUUGGAAGAAGUGAGAAAGGAGAUCAGUCGUCCUCUCCGGGAGGGAGGAAGGUACAAGCCGCCAGACUGUAUCGCAAUACAGAAGGUGGCAAUCAUCAUCCCAUUCCGAAAUCGGCAUGAGCACCUGAAACACUGGCUGUAUUAUCUCCAUCCUAUAUUGAUGAGGCAGCAGCUGGACUAUGGUGUGUAUGUCAUCAACCAGGAUGGAGAUGGAGUGUUCAACCGGGCUAAACUGAUGAAUGCAGGAUAUCUUGAAGCCCUGAAGCAAUAUGAUUAUGACUGCUUUGUCUUUUCUGACGUAGACCUGGUUCCCCUAGAUGACCGCAACAUCUACAAAUGUUUUGACAAUCCCAGACACUUGGCUGUGGCUAUGGACAAAUUUAACUUCCGCUUACCCUACAAAACCUACUUUGGUGGGGUGUCUUCACUUUUCAAGGAUCAGUACUUGAAAAUUAAUGGCUUCCCUAACACUUACUGGGGCUGGGGUGGUGAGGAUGAUGAUAUCUAUAAGCGAAUCGUCUUCCGUGGGAUGUCCAUUUCUCGGCCUGACUCUGAAACUGGAAGGUACAAGAUGAUCAAACAUAACAGAGACUUGCACAAUGAGGCCAAUCCAAAGAAUCCUGACAAACUGAGACACACCCAGAGGACCAUGGAUGAAGACGGGAUUAAUUCCCUGAAAUACACAGUCAAGGAGAUUGUGAAAGAUGCAUUGUACACUUUUAUCACUGUGGAUAUUCAGGCUCCAGCAAGCUAAACCAGGCUGCAACCUGUGGAUCCUGGAUUGUUGCUCAUUAUUGAUUUAUUGGUGUUUCAGUCUCAGAAGUUAAAUAAGUGGGUGGUACUACAUGAUUCUUCUGGGUGUUUCUCUGUUUUUAAGAUCUCAGCGAAUCUGCUAGGUGGGCCUUUUAUUAACAAAGGACAGUUGUGUGUGUUUAUGUAAGGUUUUGUAUGGAAACCUUGUCUACAUGUGUCUGUCUGUCUGAGGUUUAUUUUACAUCGAUUUGCUUUAUCACAAUCUUUAAAUGACAAUCAUUGUUGUCUAGAUGUGAAAUAUUAUGCAUCCACAGCAUUUUUCUCACAUUUCUGACUAAAGUGAGAGAGAAAAUGUUUAAAACUACAUUUGGCAAUAAAUGAAUAUGACAGAGAAACAACAGACUUGGUACUUAGUAUGGUACUUGAAUAUAUUUUUGAUGUACUUUGAGGUAGUUAGAGAUAAAAUACAAAAACAACAGUAAUUUUACAUUUUUUUUGCCAUCUGACAUCCUAAAAGAAAGCAGCAUAUAGUCAGGCAGAUGGUUCAGAUAUCUGAGAUAUCUAUAAAUUGUUAUGACAGCUCCACCAACACUUGGAAGAAUAUAGCAUAGGUUAAUGUUCAAGUAACUGAUUAUGAUGUGAUAGCAGAAGUACUCAGGUCUGCCACUUUAAGGAGGGACAACACUCCAGAAUCUAUGGCUGGUAAAUGAUCUACACAGGUUGAUGCAAAAGAUGAAUAUUUCUGUCUGAGAUCUGACGAUUACUGAUCGAGGUCAAAGUCUAUCUUGAAACCAGUCCCUGUGAAUAAAUAGUUUAUGAGGUGGUGAAGGGAUUUUAUAUCUUGAUUGGCACUUACCUAUCUAAUUAUUAAUUUGCAUAAUUUAGUUCUAUUGAUUCAUAUUGGAUGUCUGACAGAAAUGCAACAACAUCUUUUAUGUUUUUGUUGUUGCUGUUAUUGUAGGUGUUAUAGUUAAUAUGGGUCGCACAGGAAAGGCACUAUGACAAUGAGAAACCUGUUAUUAUUUUUUUGGCUUUAUUAGAUAGGUUUAGUUGAGAAGCAGACAGGAAAGUAGGGAGAAGAAUGGGGGGAAGACCUGCAGCAAAGGACCGUGAGCUGGAAUCCAGCCCAGGCCGCUGCAUCAGAGACGGUUGUAGCCCUUGAUCAAAGGUCACCUGCUCAACCAGUUGAGCUAUCUGGGCACCCCACCUGUUAUUAAAUUUGUUGUUGAAAAUUGUUUUUACUGUUGUUUUCACUACUUUUAACUAUAACGGUUUAAGGAUGGCAAUGGGAUGAUUAUUAUUGUGGCAGUAAUGCAGUGGUUUAUGUAUGUUUCUUUUUGAUGGAAGGGUUUGAUAUUUAUUCAUAGUCUUUGCAAUGCAAACGUAGCAUUCUGCACGUAACCCACAUAUGUGAUGAUGUCUUGUGUUCAGUAACAUUUUUUUUAAUGUAUUUAAACAAUUGAAAAGAAUUGUACUGAAAUGUGUUUCUUCUAUGGUCCAGCACUGAGCUUGGUCAUGAACAUCAAAACUAAACAAAAUAUAAGCACAUUGUGAAUGAGACACAAUCUACAUUAAGUAUAAUUGUUCAGUGGAUUCAAGAUGCAAGCUACAAUAUUAACAAACAUUAUUUACCAUCUGAUCAGCUGAUAUACUGUACUUGUCUUCUUUACUCAUUCCCAUUUUUAAUACCGUGGAAAUUGUUCCGGGAGUCAGUUACAAUUUGUUCUUCACUGAGUUGCUUUACAUUCUAUAAGGUUUGUGUAAAGUUUCCAUUGUAAUUGUCUUGGAUCAUAUCAGGUAACUUGACCUGUCACUUAUGUCACAAAAGGGAAGAACAGUGUCAGAUUUCCUCACAGUUUGCUCGCAGCAAAAAUCCUGUAAUUCUUUUUUUGUCUUUUCCUAAAAUGAUCAGACUUUGAUCUCUGACUGAGAUCUCUUGAUCUCAGACUAUCUACUAGUUAUUCUGAAUUGCUAUAGACUGAAAUUUACCUAAAUGCCAAAGUGUCUCUAUUAUGUCUGACCUGUCUUGGCCAGGUGUCCCUUGGAAAAUAAAUUUUUAAUCUCAAGGAACUUCCUGGUAAAAUAAAGGUUAAAAAAAUUUUAAAA